AUGAUUCUUCCAGUUAUAUUUCAUAAUCUUCAAGAAUAUGAUGCUCAUUUGUUUAUAAAACAACUUGCUUGUUUACCAGGUGAGUUAAACUGUAUUCCAUCAACAGAGGAAAAAUAUAUUUCCUUUUCUAAAAAGAUUAAAGUUGAUGAGUACAGGUCUAGACGCAAUGGAGAAAUGAUUCCAUUAUAUUUUGAAAUACGAUUUAUUGAUUCAUUUAAGUUUCUUCAAACAUCACUUGCUAAUCUAGUUGGAAAUUUACAACCAGAUGAUUUUCAUAAUACAAAACAAAUAUUUAAGGAAAAUGUAGGCCUACUAACUCGUAAGGGACUUUAUCCUUAUGACUAUGUUUCAUCAUUUGAAAAACUAUCCGAAACACAAUUACCUCCAAAAGAAGAAUUCUAUUCAAAGCUAAAUGAUGAAGAGAUAACUGAUGAUGAUUACCAACAUGCUAAAAAUGUAUGGAAUACUUUUGAAUGUAAAUCAAUAAGAGAUUAUCAUAAUCUUUACCUAAAGUCUGAUGUCCUACUUUUAUCAGAUGUAUUUGAAAACUUUAGAAAAACUUGUUUGAAACAUUAUAAUCUAGAUCCAGCUCAUUAUUACACAUCUCCUGGACUUGCUUGGGAUGCAUGUCUCAAAGAAACAGGCCAAGAAUUACAACUGUUGCAUAAUUAUGAUAUGUUGAUGAUGUUUGAGCGAGGUAUUCGUGGUGGAAUAUCUCAUAUAUCAAAAAGAUAUCCAGUAGCAAAUAACAAAUAUAUGAAAAAUUACGAUCCUAAUGAGGAGUCUAGUUAUAUUCAAUAUCUUGAUACAAACAAUCUUUACGGAUGGGCAAUGUCACAACAACUUCCAACACAUGAAUUUAAAUGGGUGAGAAACCUAACAAAAGACACUGUAAUGGAUAUCUUGAAUAAAGCAAAUCAUAGUAUGUCAAAUCGUGGAAGAAAAGGAUAUAUAUUUGAAGUAGAUUUGGAAUAUCCUUCAAACCUAUGGGAAUCACAUAAUGACUAUCCACUUGCACCUGAAAAGAUGAUUGUUAAUGUGUUCAAAAACUAAUUUGUCAUUUUAAACCAAGAAAAAACUAUGUUGUACAUUAUCGGAACUUGAGGCAAUAUCUUGAGAUGGGAAUGAGAAUAACUGCUGUUCACAGAGGAAUAUCAUUCUAUCAAAGUUCUUGGAUGGAACCUUACAUAAGAAAAAAUACAGAACUUCGAAAAACAGCAGCCAAUAGUUUUGAGAAAGACUUUUUCAAACUAAUGAAUAAUUCCGUAUUUGGAAAAACAAUAGAAAACAUAAGGAAAAGACAGAAUAUAUUUCUUAUUGAUGAUCGUAAGAAAGCUGCCAAACUAUCAAGUCGUCCAAACUUUGAUAGAGCAACAAUAUUUGAUAAAAAUCUUAUUGCGGUUCAUAUGAAAAAAACAGAAGUGUAUUUUAACAAACCAGUAUAUGUUGGACAAGCAAUACUUGAUCUGUCAAAAACAUUAAUGUUUGAUUUUCAUUAUAACUAUAUUCAGAAGAAAUAUAAACACAAGGCUGAG
Molecule: messenger RNA, 1535 nt
Organism: Porites lobata
Lineage: Eukaryota; Metazoa; Cnidaria; Anthozoa; Scleractinia; Poritidae
Source: the annotation of a GenBank genome assembly